AUGAAGAAGGGCAAAGAAGUCGUAGAGAGACCAGUCCACCAGUUCACCCGGGAAAUCGGCGUAACUCCGGCUCCGACGCGGGCCGCUGGUCGGCAGGGAUGCAUUAGUCGUGUCAAUAAUAGUCAUGAAGGCGGACGGACCCAUCGCUUGCCUCGCCGCGCAAGCAAUGCAAGAGUAUCUGCGACUUCUGCUGCCUUCGACUGCGGCUGGUGGGCUCCACCGAACAUUCUUGGAUUCUUUCUGGGUGUUGAUGAUCGUCGCGUCUCCCCAACCAGACGCGGAUCCACUCCGCCGUCAUCUUCCGCUUCCCCAACACUGCAUUCCACAACUGUUAGUACUACUAUGUGA
This is a messenger RNA of Aspergillus niger, 348 nucleotides long. RefSeq lists its product as hypothetical. The transcript has 3 exons. The coding region runs from base 1 to 348 and encodes 115 amino acids. The record is from RefSeq and is a predicted model, not a curated record. NCBI's taxonomy places the organism in Eukaryota, Fungi, Ascomycota, Eurotiomycetes, Eurotiales, Aspergillaceae.